AAACGCCAUUUAUUUAAAUUGACAAAUACAAUUAGGAGAAAACUUAUGCAAACCAGUAAAAAUAUAAAGGCUAUAACUCGAGUUAUUUUAAAACUGAAUAAAAUCAAGUUCUUGUUGAAUUUUAAAUUAUUUACACACUAGAGAUUCAUUUAAGCCACAGGUUUUGUUUUGGACUAUUAUAAGUGAUAAAACUGUAUAAAGAGUUCCUAAAAAAUUAAAGUUUCAAAAUAAAAAAUGGGUCGUUAUCAUAUUUUUAAUUUUCCCCCAAGCACCCGCCUAUUUAAACGAGAACUGCGCAUCCUCGUACAGCGGAAGUUUGCGGUUGCUAGGCAACGCAGGUCUUUGCAUCGUCUUCGUCAGCGCCAGUUCAGCAGAACACAGGUAGCUAUGCAGGACGCAAGGAAUGUGGAGAUAAAAGAGGAGAAACCGCAGGAUAAAGAUGCCAUCCAGAGGGUUGGAGGUGAAGAGGCCACUGGAGCGAUUGUCCCGCUGACUCUAGAGGACCUGUUAGCCACACAGCCUGAUGACCUCAUCCCUCAGCUUGACCCUGACCUCAGUGUGGCAGGUUUUCUGACCCGUUUGGCACAGCCUCCUCCCCUGUCGACCACCAACGCUUCAGAAGACACGAUGAACCCAGAACAACAGCAAGAGGACGAGGAGGGGGAGUUACUCAUCUUAGACCCUGAACAUCCUCUGGUGAAAAGGCUUCAAGAUGCCCUCAACAGUCAGUUCAGGAAAAAUCUGGAGAGACUCAAACAGGAAAUAAAUGAAAAGCAGGCCAUUAAAAAGGCAGAGGACACUACGGAAUUGGGACGAGAGGUGUUCAAGUUUCAGGAAUACCUGGUUAAAAUUCAGAAGAAGACAGAUGACGUUCAUGAGUCCAAAGCAAAUGCAGACGCCAGGCAUCGGCAGGCACAAGAUCGGCUGGAGGCGGCGAAGAUCGAAUGUUCUGUCACAAGGCAGCAAAACAGCCAGGACAAAGCCAACGUGUCCAAACUGCAGGCCAAGUUAGACAAAAAGCUGCAGUACCUCAGUCUGACACAAGGAGUCAGUGAAGACCUGGACUCCAAAGUCAACACCAUGAAGAACAUCAGACAGAGAGCAGGGGCUGAGAAGACUCAGGCAGAAGAGCAGUUAUUAAAGCAGGAUGUGUAUGUAGAACGUCUAACUAAAGAGGUGGAGAGGCUGACGCUGCAGGUGUCCACAUACGAGGCCCAGAGAGGCGUUCAGGCUGAGCAGACACAGGCAGUCAAAGAGGCUCUUGUUAAGGCUGAGAUGGAAAUGGAGUCUCUGCUAACGUCACGUAAACAUCAGCUGUUGCAGUGGAGCAACAGCUUCAUGAGCAUCAGGAGAAAUGAUGAGGAGUUACGUGCAAUGCAGGAGGCUGUACGCUGUGUGGAGGAUCAGGGGAAUUUGCUUCAAAGAGAAAUAGAAAUGAAUAAGAGAGAAAUCGCUGCAGAGCAGGAGAAAAAUGACACUCUGGCUAUUCAGCUCAACUGGAGUGAGAUGGAUUGUGCGACUUCUAAACGGCUGAUCAGUCAGAAGCAGAACGACCUGGAGGCUCUGCAGACCCAGUACUCCACCUGCCUCCGCUCACUCAGAGAAACACAGCAGACCCUCGCUGAGCUCACAAAGGAAAACGCUACAUACCAGACUGAAGUGAUGGAUCAGAGGAAACAGUUGGAGAAAGAAAGUUCUGUGCGUCUGGAACUGGAGGAUAAAAUCAUGACCCACAUUCAGCAGCAGCUCACCCACAGCCAGGCUGCCAAGUACUCCCACCAUCUCGUUAGCAAGCUGAACACCCAGGAGAAAGGAAAGAUUUUCCAGUUGGAGAGCAUGCACAACGACGUGUUGUCUGUCAUGUUGGAGAGCCAAAAAGUCGACGUAAACGUGAACAGCUUGACCCUGAUCCAAAAGGCUCUGGAUGAGGAAACCAACAGCCACAACAAGUUACUGAAAUCACUGGAGAAAGACAUCUCUUCAAUGGUUCAAUUAAUCCAGCAGAAACAGACGGUCGCUGGCGACCUCCAAACUAAGAUUGCAAACAUCGUGGCUAACACCGGGCAUGAAGACCUGAGUCCUCUGCAAAUCCAAGUCCAGAAGACACAGGCUCAGAUCAAGGAGCUUGCAGACCGCAUUAAGAGCGACCAGCAGCUCUGGCUGCGACAACAGGGGGCGCUAGUGGAGCUGAGCAAAGACCUAGAGGUCAACAGCAGGAUGGUGCAGAAAAUGAAGACAGAGUGCAUUGUUUUUCAGCAGAAAAGAAUCCGUUUGGAGAGUCAGAUUCAAUACGAAGAGCGAGAGAACGCAGACGUUCAGAAGAACCUGAAGAUGCUGAGGAGAGACCUGGAGAAGCUCAACGGCCUGCUGAGCAAGAACAAACAGCUGACCCAGGCUCUGGAGCUGGAGAACUCGAUGAUGACGACAGACUUUGUUCACAAAGUCAAGGAGGCUGAGAGGGAAUCUGUCGACCUUCAGAUGAAGCUGGAGGCGAUGCAGGAGGAGAAGGAGAGGCUCCUCAAGAGUCUGGUGGAAGCCGAACAACAGAUUCUGCUGCGGGAAAGAAAAAUCCUUAUUUUGAAGGAGACUCGCUCAGCUGUGGACUCCGAGUUCGGUCAGGAAGAGAUCCAGAAGAUGAAGGGUGAAAUCCAUCGUAUGGAGUUGCAAGUCAGCCAACUGAAAAAACAUCAGGAGAAGCUGAUGAGACAAAGCGAGGCCGCUGUGGCGAAGAGGGAACACGUCCUCCAACGUAAAGAAGCCUUGGGCCGGAGCUCGCAUAGGGACUUCGCCGAGGCCGAGCUGAGGCGCUCCAACGAGGCUCUUGAGCGCACGAUCCAGAAAACACACAAGGAAGCUGCAGACUGUGAACAGCUGAUCUGGGAUCUGGAAAAGAGUAAAGAGGGUCUGAGUGAAAGGAUUGUGCAGCAGAAGCAGCAGCUGGCAGAACUUUGCAGCUCCGGGAGUAAACAAGACUUGGAGCUGGAAAACCUCCAGAGCGACAAAUAUACGAAACAAGUCUAUUUAGUUGCUCUGCAGAGUCGGAACAAGAGGUUGCAGGAAGUCAGCGAGGGCCACUACAAGGUCUCCUCCACCAGCGAGACGGUGGCAGCUGCUCAGCAGAGGCAGAAGGAGCGUCUGGAGGCCGUCGGCACCAUGCUGUCCGCGCUGUCGGAGCAGUUUCCUCAGCACAAGGCGGACCUCCUCGAGGUGUCACAAGCAGUGGAAGCAUACAAGCUAACCUCCCAGCAGUAGACCAGUAGGCUCACAGUGAAGGGGGGAGAGAAAUGUAACAGUGAGUAGAGCAGAAGCAUGAAAGAUCACAUGCCUGUAAGAGAAAUAAACACAUUAUGUUUGCUUUUUUUGGACUCUGAGUGAUGAGGCCUUCUGCUUGGCUUGAAGUAUUUUUACUUUAUUUCAAUUUUUGUAUUUUUCUGGUUAUUUCUGAAGCCUCGACCUCUAUCUGACAAAACACUUGAAACAGAGCUCUGAUUAGAUAAAAAUCUGCAAUAAAAUAUUACCUAUAAUGUUAAAGCUUCUAGACUUCUAUCUGGUUUGAGUUUGUUCGCUCUCUCUGUAAAAUGGCCUGUGAGGACAUUUAUUGUGAGCUGAAACCAAAUAAACUCAACUGAAUUCAACUA
Messenger RNA from Nothobranchius furzeri (turquoise killifish), 3638 nucleotides. RefSeq names its product coiled-coil domain 40 molecular ruler complex subunit (gene ccdc40). Lineage: Eukaryota; Metazoa; Chordata; Actinopteri; Cyprinodontiformes; Nothobranchiidae. The record is from RefSeq and is a predicted model, not a curated record. Gene Ontology annotation, biological process: epithelial cilium movement involved in determination of left/right asymmetry; axoneme assembly; heart looping. Gene Ontology annotation, cellular component: cytoplasm; cilium.